Messenger RNA from Papaver somniferum (opium poppy), 3062 nucleotides. RefSeq lists its product as uncharacterized. Bases 954 to 2738 code for a protein of 594 amino acids. The transcript has 7 exons. Lineage: Eukaryota; Viridiplantae; Streptophyta; Magnoliopsida; Ranunculales; Papaveraceae. Gene Ontology annotation, biological process: positive regulation of transcription by RNA polymerase II. The record is from RefSeq and is a predicted model, not a curated record. Gene Ontology annotation, molecular function: protein binding; G-quadruplex RNA binding. Gene Ontology annotation, cellular component: MLL1 complex; Ino80 complex; NSL complex.
AUUCUUUCCCCGCCUUUUCAGCGGAGGGUGAGGACUGAGGAGGCAGGCAACUAAUAACAUUGCCGCAGCACAUCCAAGACUCCUUCUCCCUUUUCUCUCUCUUCCGCUUAAUGAUUUUACAGAGACGAAACAGGGUUUUAGAUUUGAGAUAAGAGAUAGAGGCGAACAAGCAGUAGAAGACGACGACAAAGAAGACGACAUGGAAACCGUCACUUGGAUUCCUGAAGAUGAUCUUGUGUUAAAGAAUGCUGUUGAGAAAGGUGCUUCUUUGGAAUCACUUGCUAAAGGCACAGUUCAAUUCUCUCGCCAAUUUUCUAUUCUAGAACUGCAAGAGCGUGGCAUUCUCUUCUCUAUGACCCUGAUGUUUCUGCUGAAGCUUCUCUUCGCAUGUCCGAGCUUCAAGAAUCUGUGUCCAGCUUGUCACCAAUGUCCAGGAGAGUUGGUGUUUCCGAAGGAUAUAAGCAGGUUUAUGGGAAAAGGAAGGAAGAAAGUGUUCGUGGACAGUACUAUGCCAUGCGAAAGAGAAAUUGCACAGGACCUUGCAGUUCUGCUGAUCUAGAUUUUCCCACUCUUCAAAAUUACAUUGGUGAUGGAGGAGGGAGUCAAGAACAGUUAUUUGUAGAUGAUUAUUUUUGUGAUAAUUGCAUGAUUGGAGAUCCUGUUACAGAUGACUUUGAAAUUCCGAGUGAUAAUUGCAUGAUUGGAGAUCCUGUUACAGAUGACUUUGAACUUCCAGAUGGGGAAUUGGAUUUCUCAUCAAUGUUAAAUGCUGAAACGACUAGCGAACAUGUAUGGUACUGCUAAUAAAUUUCAAUGUGGAGACAUGGGUUCAUUUGAAGGAAAUUUUGCAAGUGAAAUAAUGGGUGGGGGUUGCUUAAAUGGUUUUGCAGAAAAUGUAUCCCCUAUCACAGCCAAUGAAGUAGUGCGAAAUGACAUAGAUCAUUCAUUUGAUCAUGAUAAUCUACACAAGGAGAUGUCACAUAUUCGCAGAGAUAGUGGGCCACUCUUUAACAUUAAACCUGAAAACAUCUGCUCCGGUUUCAGUCCACCUAUUCCAGAUAGUGUUGCUUCAUUUAGCCAAUAUCCAGAAUGGGGUGCUGGAACAUGAAGACGAUUCCAUGAAAGGGAUUCUACCCGGAUAUGUGAGAGACUGCGGUGAUAGAUUAGCAAGUUCCGAUGCUACUUUUGAGGAUUUUUCAGAUACUUUGGACUUUCUUUUUGUGGAUGACGAGAACGAGAAAGGCAUGCUAGAUGGGUCUUCGCUCGAAGGUCUGACAUCAAUGUUUUUCAGUUCUCCAAAUAAUAUUAGUGACCCUGAAGAAUCAGUGACUCUAGAUACAGGGAGGGGGUCUGACAUCAAUGCUGCAAGUCUAGUAGGUUUUCAGGUCCCACUACAUUCAGUGACCUGUGAGGUUGACGAUUCAUCAAUUGCUUUGUCGACAACCGCAUCAGUCCCAGAACCUCAAUCUCCUUAUCGGAUUAACGGGUGUAUUUGCUGUGUUUUAAAUACCGAAGACCCUGAAAUUCCAUGCAAUGAUGAUUCUUUCUUGUCUCCCAGUGAGGUGCUGCCAUCAUAUGUUUCCGCUGCAAUGCAACAUAGUUCUGGGGGUGGCUCAGUUCCAACACCUGCCAGUGACUAUGCCGCCUGUCGAAAGGCAAGCGAGCAAGGACUAAGCCAUAUCAAGGAAGAAAAGGAACAACUUGGAAUUGUAGCUUCUCCGAAGAUGGAGGUGUUACCUGAAGUUAGUUCAAAUCAUUUAGUUGACGAUUAUGGGGUUGAAUAUAAAAUAUUUGAUAGUGAAUCUCCGGAAUUGACCUUUGAGGAUGUAGUUCCUGCCGUGAGACAAUGUGGAUCAGUCCCAGAAGAGGUAUUUAUGGAAGCUGAACCGGGAAAGCAAAGUGACACCGGAAGCACUUUUGACUUUCAUUUAAGCGGGCAGAUUCAUGUUUCUGAUCAAGUAUCGCCAAUUCAUGUUUCUGAUCAAGUAUUGCCACAAAACGUUGUUGAUGGCUCUAACAAGGAGGCAGAUACUAUUUUCAUGACUGGAAGCCAUGCAUCACCUCAUGUGGAUCCCAGUUCCGUUGAAAUCGCUUCCGAGUUCAUGUUUAGUCCUUUGACAUCAGAUCAGGAAGAUCAGCUGUUCGAAGAUACUGAUGAUGUACCUUGUUUUUCUGAUGUUGAAGCAAUGAUACUUGAUAUGGACCUGGGUUCUUGCAUUCCAGAUUUGUACUCAAGUAAGGAAGCGUUAAGGCAUCAAUAUGAGCAUUCAGGGAGAGCAAUCAUAAGGUUGGAACAAGGUGCCUAUUCUUGUAUUCAGAGAGCUAUAGCAUCUCGUAGAGCAUUUGCACUUCUGUACAGCCGUCAUUUGAGGCAUUACAUUAAGAAACCCGAGGUUCUACUUGGGAGAACAACAGUAGACGUUUCUGUUGACAUUGACCUGGGAAGAGGAGAAGGGUGUGCUAAUAAAAUAUCCAGGCGACAGGCAACGAUAAAGAUGGACGAAAAUGGUUCUUUCUAUAUGAAGAACCUUGGGAAAUGCUCUGUCUUAGUUAACAGCAAGGAACUGAAAACCGGACAGCGUGUAAAACUUAGCUCGAACUGUUUGAUUGAGAUAAGUGGAAUCCAGUUCUUGUUUGAGAUAAAUCAAAUUAUCGUGAGGCAGCACUUGGAUGCAAAAGCUAGAAGACUUACUGGCAAUAGUUCAAAGUUUGAACGGUUGUCUGGAAGGGUAUCUUGAGUUGGAGGUGCUUUCUCUCUGCGCUAACUGGGGAAGGUACAAAAGAAUUUAGAUCUAAUGGAGAAGGUACAAAAUAAAUUAUCUUAAUUUUGGCCUGUAUGUGAGGGCCAUCCAAUUUUGCUGUGGUGCUAUAUCCGGUAUGUACAUUCUAUUUUCUGACUGUAAAUAAGUUGAACUCGCUUCUUUGAACUCUAGAGACAUGCCCUGGAUAAAUGAAGUUCAUUAUACACGUACUAUUUGUCGUCCCUUUUUUUUUUCUGGACAACAUAUAGUACGGGGGAAUGCUUCUGGCUGUUUCAUCAGUGUAUUAUGGACAGAAAUUUA